Dufourea novaeangliae is the source of this 4469-nucleotide messenger RNA. Its product is annotated as CD109 antigen-like. The transcript is spliced from 28 exons. NCBI's taxonomy places the organism in Eukaryota, Metazoa, Arthropoda, Insecta, Hymenoptera, Halictidae. The record is from RefSeq and is a predicted model, not a curated record. Gene Ontology annotation, molecular function: endopeptidase inhibitor activity. The coding region runs from base 34 to 4458 and encodes 1474 amino acids. Gene Ontology annotation, cellular component: extracellular region.
CAUCUUUACAAAGAUUCAACAGAAGCUACAAAAAUGAAUUUGCAGUGGUUCUACAUCUUUUUCCUGUCUUAUAUAAUUCCAAACAUAAGUACAGAACCAUUCUAUAGCAUAAUUGCACCAAAAGUGGUCAGACCAGAUUCAGAAUACCAUGUAGCAAUAAGUACUACUGGUAUUUCAACAACAUCAACAGUAUACAUUGAACUGAAUGGGCAGCUUAACAAUGCAGAUACAUACAAUGUGUCCCAAACAGCACGUAUACAACCAUACUCCACAAGAAUCUUAAGGCUUGAAAUUGGGGAUGUUAUACCUGGUAGAUACCAACUAAUUGCACGUGGUCUAUCAGGAAUAGAUUUUUCAAGUUCAAAACCAGUUGAAUACAUUCAUAAGAGUUAUUCAGUCUUCAUACAGACUGACAGGGCCAUUUACAAACCAGGGAAUAAAGUCAUGUUUAGAUGCAUGUUAUUGAAUUCCAGACUCAGACCUACUCUUGCCAGAUUAAUAGAUAUUUACAUUACGGAUGGAAAAGGAAACAGAAUUAAACAAUGGAUUCGCCCACCUGUAACACGUGGAAUAUUUAACGGAGAGAUUGAAUUGUCUGAGUCACCUGUGUUAGGUACUUGGAAAAUCACUGCCAAUAUUGGUGAUCAAACAUUUGAGAAAGAGUUUGAAGUUGCUGAGUAUAUUCUUCCCAAUUUUGAAGUUACAAUAGAUGCUUCUAAGCACUUCACAUUUAAUGAUUCAAAAAUUACUGCAACAAUCCGUGCAAAGUAUACAUACGGCAAGCCAGUGAAGGGUGAGGCAACGAUUACAGCUUAUCCUGAUAUUUUCUCCAGUGUUAUUCAACCAAUUUUCCAACAACCUAUACGAAAAGUGAUGCCUAUUGAUGGGAAAGUGAUAGUUGAUUUUGACAUUGAAUCUGAACUUAAACUAUCCGAUGAUUACGAAAGACCAGUUAUGAUCGAUGUGGCUGUGGAAGAAUCUUUAACUGGUAGGAGACAAAAUACUUCUAUGCAAGUAACGCUACACCGACAUAAAUACAUAAUGGAGUUAAUAAAAACAUCAGAGUAUUAUAAACCUGGUUUAAAGUAUACAGCAUUUAUAAAAUUGACAUACCAUGAUGGAACGCCAGUUCAAGAUAACAAAAAUCCUGUUACAAUAAUGUAUGGAUAUACUUACAAUCAAUCUGCAUAUACAGUUAUUAAUAAAAUGUUAGAUAAAAAUGGUAUGGUACAACUCGAUUUCUAUCCACCAAAGAAUAAUGAAAAUACAUCAUUUUCCUUGAACAUUGAGGCACAGUAUCUAGGUCUGCACGAAUGGUUUCCAUCAACAAAUCAAGCUAUGUCUCAGAACAAUGAAUACAUACAAGCUGUCUUAAAAACUGAAAACCCAACUGUCAAUCGAGACGUUGAAAUUGAAGUAAAUUCUACAAUUCCGUUAAAAUAUAUCAACUAUGAAAUAUUUGGACGCGGUGAUAUAUUAGAUGCUGGUUCCAUAUAUGUGCAAGACAAAUACACUACAACUUUUAAAUUUCUUGCAACCUACGUUAUGGCUCCUACUGCACACGUAAUUGUAUAUUAUAUAGGAAAUGAUGCAGAAGUUAUCGCAGAUGCAUUGGAUGUAGAAUUAGAAGGAGUGCUUCAAAACUUUGUCGAUAUUAAAGUAACACCCAACGAAGUUGGACCAGGAGAAAAUGUCCACUUGAUCAUUACAUCAAAGCCAAAUUCAUACAUUGGAUUAUUAGGUGUGGACCAAAGGUCUAUUUUGCUCAAAUCUGGCAAUGAUAUUUCGCGUGAACAAGUAUAUAAAGAAUUAAAGUCGUAUGAUAUGGUACAAGACUCUCCAUACGCAGAUUCACUUUUUGAUCGGUAUCUUUGGAGUCGUGGAUCAGCCACAGCAAAUGACGUUUUUAGUGAAAGUGGCGCUAUCAUUAUAACAAAUGGAUAUGUUCAUGAAAAUUUUCCAAUUCGACAGCCGGGAAUACUGGAAGGUAGAAUAACAGGCUCGUCUCAUGGUGCAUCUACACUUCGACCAGACAUUGGUCCACCUGUUACGCACAAACUAGCAACAAGACCACCAUUGGCAGGUCCUUAUGCCUUCUCUCGCAUCCCAACUCCUGUCUGGAAUAAGCCCCGUGUAUUCCUAAUGCAUGACAUCUUAAACACCUGGCUUUUUACAAACUUCUCUUCAGGGUACGAUGGGAAGAACGAACUGAAAAGAAAUGUACCUGAUUCGAUCACAUCGUGGAUACUAACUGCAUUUUCUGUGAACGACGUUCAUGGAUUGGGUCUCAUUGAAGAACCACGAAAGUUGAAAGUUUUUAGACCAUUUUUUAUUGCUAUGGAUCUACCUUACUCUGUGAUUCGAGGAGAAAUCGUUGCGAUACAGAUUGUUGUAUUUAAUUACAUGAAUAAGGCCGUGGAAGCUGAAGUGUUACUGACGCAUGAGGGUCAGUUCGAUUUCGCGGAAGUUUCCAAUGAUGUGCACGAUGUACCAAAACUAGAAUUGUACCGCAAGAAGAAAGUGGAAGUGAAAGCUAAUUCUGGUUCCAGCGUAUCGUUUAUGAUUAUUCCACGAGAUUUGGGUUACAUCACAAUUAAAGCAACUGCAAAUAGUAUAUUAGCUGGUGAUAGUGUUGAACGUAAACUACUUGUAAAAGCGGAAGGAGAAACACAGUUCUUUAACAAAGCUGCUUUCUUAGAUCUUAGAAGCACACCUAGGACGUCGUCCAAUUUUACAAUAGAUAUACCCAAAAAUGCUGUACCAGGUUCUGAGCAUAUUGAAAUUUCAGCAGUAGGUGAUAUUUUGGGUCCAAGCAUUUUAAAUCUCGCAAAUUUAAUUAAGCUGCCUGCCGGUUGUGGAGAACAAAACAUGUUGAAUUUCGUUCCAAACAUAAUGAUUCUAAAUUAUCUCAAAAAUACAAAUCAGUUAACACAAGCAGUACAAGGUAAAGCUUUAAAGUAUAUGGAAGUAGGCUACCAGAGAGAGUUGACUUAUAGACAUGAUGAUGGAUCUUUCAGUGCAUUUGGCAUGUCUGAUAGUAAUGGUAGUACAUGGCUCACCGCCUUUGUGGCCAAAGCUUUCAAGCAGGCUAUGGAAUACAUUCCAGUUGAAGAUAGGAUAAUAGAUGAAGCUUUGCAAUGGUUAUCAAAUAAUCAAGCUCCAAAUGGAAGCUUUCCUGAAGUAGGAAAAGUCAGUCAUCGUGACAUGCAAGGUGGAGCUGCGAAAGGUCUUGCAUUGACAGCAUUCACUCUUAUUGCUUUCCUUGAGAACGAUGACCUUAACGGGAAGUACAAAAACACAGUAAACAAAGGAAUUGAUUACAUUGUCCGCAAUAUGAAUGAUCUGGACGAUGUCUAUGCUUUGAGUAUUUGCACGUAUGCCUUGAAUUUGGCAAAGCAUCCAUACGAGAACGCUGCAUUCAAUUUAUUGGAAUCGAAAGCUAUGACGAAGGAAGAGCUUAAAUGGUGGAGUAAACCUGUACCCAAGGAUGACAAAAAUCCAUGGUAUUCUCUGCCACGAUCUGUUGACGUAGAAAUGACGUCUUAUGCCUUAUUAACGUAUCUCAGGCGUAAUCUAGUCACUGAUUCCGUAGCUCUAAUGAAAUGGCUUGUGAAACAAAGAAAUGCCGAAGGUGGUUUUUCAUCUACGCAGGACACAGUGAUUGGAAUCCAAGCUUUGGCAAAAUUAGGUGAGAAAUUAGCAUCAAAGAACAAUGCUAUUUCAAUAACAUUCAUGUACGAGGGAGGCGGUCAGAGUCAGAUGAAUAUAAAUUCUGAUAAUUCUAUGAUACUUCAAAAACAUGUGCUUCCAAGAAAAACGCGAUUGGUUAAUAUAACAGGUAGUGGAAGUGGAUUCGCCUUAGUUCAAAUUUCAUUUCAAUAUAAUUUGAAUGUAACCGGUGCUUGGCCGCUCUUUACUUUGGACCCACAGGUUGAUAAAAAUUCCAAUGCGAAUCAUUUACAACUUUCUAUUUGCUCCGGGUUUGUACCAACAAAAGAAGCCAAUGAAAGUAACAUGGUUGUGAUGGAAGUGAGUCUACCAUCUGGUUUUACUGCAGACAGAGAUUCAUUACCUAGUCUUGAAGUAUCGCAAAACGUGAAACGCGUCGAAACUAAGGACGGAGACACAGUAGUAAUACUAUAUUUCGACAAGAUGGACAGGAAAGAAUAUUGUCCAACUGUAUCUGCAUUCAGAACACACAAAGUAGCAAAACAAAAGCCAGUACCAGUGACUAUAUAUGACUACUAUGAUUCGUCAAGAAGAGCAAGAGUAUUUUAUGAACCCCGUAAGGCUACACUUUGUGACUUAUGCAAGGAAGAAGACUGUGAAGAUUUAUGUGUAUCACAACUUGGUAAACAAGAGGACUCCUCUCAGUCUGCUGCCUCAUAUCUAAAUAUUCAUGUAUAUCUACAGUCAUUACUUGUGUUCUUCGCUGUUAAAUAUUUUGAAUAUUUGUAGCUAUAACUCUC